GGUGCGCGUGUGACCGGGGUGGGCCGUCCCAGCGCUCGCCUCUGCCUCUCACUCUGGAAUCGUCAGCGUGGUAGGACAGCCCUCGCCGGCCGUGGAGCCCUUGGAAGGUCUCCUGGUGGGAUCGCUUCAGUGAAUCAGCGCUUUUUUGCAUACCUGCCUGGCCGAGACAGAAGGCAGGUGAAGGUUACAAGCGGUAAAUCAUAUUGCGCACCGCCUGCUCAGUGGACUCCGGCACCUCCUUACAUGCUGGCUGACGACUCCACGGAGACCACAACACUCGUGCAGCAGCGCUAGGGCCUCGCUGCUCCGUGUGGCUGCGGCCUGGCGUCACGGCUGCAGAAUUAAAGAGAGACCAGAGCCACGCAUUAAAGACGAACAUGAAGGAGACAAUGGACUAGACGAGGCACGGCAGUAGGCGGCGGCGGCGGCGGUGGGUGGUGGCAGAAGUGGCCAAACAGUGGUGGUGUGGUGGUGGUGGUGUAGUGGUGGUGGAGUGACGCACGGCCGGAGACAGGUGACGGGGCGUAAUCUGGCACUGCAGGCGGGAGUGCCAAGCUACAGGCCACUCAGGAUCUCUCCACGGACUGUCUCGGAGAAGCAGCGCCGGCCGGGGAGACAGAUUGGUGCCCCGGCCGUCGUGACAAGCAAAGACACGGCCGGUGGCUGGCGCUGGCUGGCUGACUGCUGUGCCUCGCGUCCCACUGUGUCACUCAUGCUGCAGGUCCCCGUGAGGCGCCCCAGGACCCCGCCAGUGCCACUCACACCCACGCACCUGUGAGGAUACCAGUGACGUCUCUCCUCUUCACGGCGUCUCCUGCUAGCACCAAAGAAAGCGAUGAGACUCUGGACAGCGGCAGAACACACGGUGGCGGCUGCGGUGGUGGCGGUGGUGGUGGGCUUGGCGGCGAUAGUGACCUCUGCCCCGCCCCCGCCGCCCCUCGCCACACCCCGCCCGGACCUGCUCGCCCUCACUCAGGACUACUGGCACUGGAAGACGCAAGAUUACCCACAGUUCGCCACUCAGGUGGGCAUCAACGACAACACCGCCGGCCGCCUGGAUUCGUACAGCAUGCAGCACCUACAGCAGCGGAAGGCCAAGUGUGAAGAGUUCCUGCAGCGAGCGCAUGAUAUCGACGCCUCCUCACUCUCGCCGGAGGAUUUGAUGACGCUGAAGGUGUUUAAGGAGGAGAUGAUGACUUACAUUCAGAACUUCCCCUAUAAAAAAUACUUCGCGCCGGUCACGUUCAUGGCGGGGCCGCAGGAUGACUUCAAGAGGAUGGUGGAGAAACAAAUGGUGCUUGUCUCUUACAACGACUACCAGAAGCUUUUGUCGAGGUACGGCGAGUUUCCCAGGCAGGCCCAGGAGAUCCUCACACUGCUCAAAGGGAACAUUGACAAUGGAAUCAUGCCCUCCAACUGGUCCAUGGUGGGCGUGGUGGACCAGCUGGACAGUCUCGGAGGCCCCGUGGAGGAUUCAGUGUUCUACAAGCCGUUUGUCCUCAUGCCGCGCACCAUCACCACCGAGCAGAGAACCACACUGAGGCAGCAGGCACAGGAAAGGAUCAAACAGGACCUUCUUCCCUCCUUCAAGAACAUCCGAGACUUUAUUGUGAACCAGUACCUGCCGGCCACGCGCUCUGAGGUGGCGGCGUCGUCACUGCCCGGGGGAGAGGAUUACUACCUGGCGUGCCUCAAAUUCUUCACUAGCACCAACCUCACGCCGCAGGAGAUCCAUAACCUGGGCCUGACGGAGGUGGCCAGGGUGGAGGAGGAGGUGCAGAAGACUGCGGCGGAGAUCGGAAUGGAAGGCAAGACUUUCUCUGAGAUCAGCGAGGCCCUCAAGACUGACCCAGUACAAAGGUUCACCAGCAAGAACGACCUCCUGAACACCUUUAGGAACACCAUCUACAAUGUCAUCUAUCCCCGGGUGCAGGAAAUGUUCCCCAGCCUGCCGCCGACCAACUUCACAGUUGACGGUGAUGACAACCCACAAGCCAUCUUCGCGCGGUACUCUGGCCCCUCCAUGGACGGCUCGCGCCUCGGCUCCUUCAUCCUCAACACUCACUCCUACGACGUGCGCAAGAAGUACGAGGUGAUGGCUCUCUCCCUUCACGAGACGUUGCCCGGCCACCACCUGUACGGCGCCUACAGACAGAUGAACCCCUCCACCCCAAGCUUCCGCAAGUACAUCGACUUCACCUUCUACACCAACACGCCGGCCAGGUUCCCGCUGCACACCGUCUUGAGCGAAGGCUGGGCACUAUACUCUGAGUUCCUUGGCGAAGAGCUUGGCCUGUACACGGACCCCUACCAAAAGAUGGGCCGCCACUCCUUUGAGCUGCUGCGCGCCAGUCGCCUGGUGGUUGACACAGGUAUGCACGCGCUGGGCUGGUCCAGGGACAGGGCUGUGGCCUUCCUGCUGGACCACACGGCGCUGUCAGAAGAAAGCAUACAGGGAGAAGUCAACAGGUACAUCACGUGGCCGGGACAGGCCUGCGCGUACAAAGUGGGCGAGAUCAAGAUCAAGGAGCUGCGGCAGAAGGCGCAGAACGCCCUGGGCAGUCUGUUCCGGCUAUCGGACUUUCACGACGUGCUGCUGAGCUGCAUCGGGCCGCUCAAGAUCGUGGAGGAGUGUGUGGCGAGCUACAUUGAGCAGACAAACCUGGAGAUAGAGAAGCGGGGAGAGGAAAAGGCGGAGGAGGAGGAAAGUGGAGGUGGAGGCAAGGAGGAACACGAGUCCACAGACCCAAGAGAGCAAGGCGUGGGUAGUGUGGGGAGUGUGGCCAACGAGGACACGACCGGUGGGCGCGGCGCCAGUGUGGCGGGCAGCAGCAGCAGCAGCGUGCUGGUGGUGGCGGCGUGUUGGCUGCCCCUGCUGCGCGCCGCGCACCUCAGAUAGUGCCGCCCAGCGUGCAUGGGGCGGCGGCGCCCCGCAGCGCCACACUGCGCCUUGUGAUGCGUGAGUGUACAGCUGUAUAUUGUCGCCAGUCUGUUUGUACAUUAGUACGCUGUGUAGCUUUCUUGUCAUGUCAUAGUCAUAUAUUGUAUAUUUCCUUUCCUCCAGAUGAUUGUAUUUAAAAAGACUUGUAGUGUAGCGGUGGCAUUACACUUCAUCAUUAUCACCGAGUGAGUCUGUGUGUGUCCUCAUGGUUGGAGGGAGGUGUCUCGUGAUGCCGAGUAUGUGAACUGUGGCCGUGUCUGACGCUGAGAACGUUCCCUGUCAGCCUUGGGUGCGCUGUUUGUGAACCUCAACCCACGAGUCUGCCUCCUGUGUACCUGUGUGUGUGUGUGUGUGUGUGUGUGUGUGUGUGUGUGUUCGUCUAUCUAUUCGUCUGUCCGUCUGUCCGUCUGAACGUGUAUGAUGCAUAAUAUUAACUCCAAUUUGGAGUUGAUCAUAGAAUCUGUCAGGCUGAAUAAAGUCCUUUUAUGCAAAACCUG
Portunus trituberculatus (swimming crab) is the source of this 3438-nucleotide messenger RNA. RefSeq lists its product as uncharacterized. Bases 836 to 2899 code for a protein of 687 amino acids. The record is from RefSeq and is a predicted model, not a curated record. The transcript is spliced from 15 exons. NCBI's taxonomy places the organism in Eukaryota, Metazoa, Arthropoda, Malacostraca, Decapoda, Portunidae.